Messenger RNA from Scaptodrosophila lebanonensis, 5274 nucleotides. RefSeq names its product calpain-D (gene sol). Gene Ontology annotation, molecular function: calcium-dependent cysteine-type endopeptidase activity. The coding region runs from base 221 to 5188 and encodes 1655 amino acids. Gene Ontology annotation, cellular component: cytoplasm. The record is from RefSeq and is a predicted model, not a curated record. The transcript is spliced from 9 exons. NCBI's taxonomy places the organism in Eukaryota, Metazoa, Arthropoda, Insecta, Diptera, Drosophilidae. Gene Ontology annotation, biological process: proteolysis.
AUGAGCAUAUUUUUACUAAAUUUACCAUAUAAUUAUAAUAGUCUAGCGAACUUUUGUGAAAUAUGUGUGUUGCUGCAGUAGUGGAAAGAAUAAAUGCAGUGCGUCGCAUAGAUAAUGCUUUUUGCCUCGGCGUUCGACCAGACCCACUUCACCCCUACCUUUUAUGCGAUUGUGAUCGGUCGCGAAUGCUAAUGCGAGUUUCGUUGAAUUAACUGAAGCAAUGGGCACAAUAUCAUCGGUGUUACAGUGGUCCUGCGAUAAAUGUAAUACCAUUAAUCCAACAGAAUCAUUGAAAUGCUACAACUGCGGCACGGUGCGCAAGGUGUUUCCAAGUCCUACCACAACACUACGCAGCCAACAGAACUGGCAAAAUGAAAGUGUCAACAGCACGAAUUGGAUACAUCAACAAAAUGAACACCUAGUUGUGGAAGCUGAAGUAACGCCGACAACAUCUGUCGGAUUUGAUGUGAGCGGCGGUGGCAAUGAGACUCAGAUAUUAGGAAUAUUAGCCGAUAAGAGCAAAGUUGUGGCAAGAAAUGAAUACAAACACGUGUAUAAGUCUCUUCUACGAGGUUGUUUAAAACGGCCUCAGCGUAAUAGCCAGAAUUUACCUGCUAAUUGUGUCGACUGCGAAGAGACGCGCAAAUACAUAAAGAAUUCCAUUGAGCUGUAUCGGCAUUUCUCGAAUCCAGCACUUAAUCGCCGUUGGAUUUGCCACGAGUGUGAUACGGACAACAACUCAGUGACAUGGCAUUGUGUGAUUUGCGACACAGUUAGCUACUUAGCGCCCAUCUACAAAGAGGCGUUGUGCACGCGCAGGCAGCUGCACAAUGAUAACACUGACAUAGGACACGAGCAACAAGCCGCCACGCAAGACUUCAACAGCGAUCAAAAGCAAAAACAGCAACUGCUUCAACAGCAGCAAUUUCAUCACCUUCCUUACCAUCCCGAUGAGCAUCAACAUUCCUAUGAGCGCAAUAAUAAACGGAAUGGGAGAAGUCGCAAAUACUCAUUCUAUCGACGCACUCAAAGUCUAACCACAUCAAUAGACAAGACGUCACAGACAGGGCGUAGUUGUCACAUUUGUUACGUAAACAAUCAGAGCAAGGAUAUAUUCAAUCUGCCACAUGCUGUAGACGCAAGCGUUGGCUUUAUGCACAGCUACAAUCGCAAUGAAAACGAAGAAAAAACAAAAGUAGUAACGGCAAAGGCUGAUAUCGAAUUUGGCCCUAAGUUGCCUACCGCCGUUUGCAGCAAUUCACGAUUUGCCAUUGCCAAUGACACUUUCUGUCGACGCAAGCAGAAUAAUAACAACAAGAAUCAAAAUAAUAAAAACCGCGAGGGCUGCACCAAAAAGAAAUACAACUUUACUAUUACAACGUUAUCACGCUCGGCAAAAGUAGCCCUGUGUGUAACUAAUGAAUCAAGCGGUGGAGCUUCUGCUUUAAGUGCUGGAGUUGAAACCACCGAGGCAGGCAUCAUAUUCCCAUCUACAACACAGCAAGCAACAAAGACCACUGUAAGACAAAACGUACAGGGAGGUGGCGUAGGCGCACCUGCAGAUUUAAAGAGCAAUUCCGAGGCUUUGGACGUAGUAAAAGAGAUAGGACGGACCACGCAAUUUACCAUACCACGUAAUGGCGUAUUUAUUGCGGUUAAUGAGUGGGCGGAGCCAACGCGCAUAGCAGCAACCGUCAGUAAUAAAAGCAAAGUAACGCAUUGUGAUACGACUGCACAAGUGAACAAUAACAACAAUUGUAGCAGCAAAAUUAAUCAGCAGCUGUAUGAGAAUGAAUGUGUGGCUAUUGCACAGCAGAUGAAAGCGGCUGCUGCCACCAGUGCUACAGCCAUCUCCGCAGUCGCAUCGACCACUUUGGAACAACAGCCACCGAUUUAUUCGCAGGUCAACAAACAGUACAAGAUCAAAAAGAAACUUGAUGCUAAGAAAUGCGAUAACAACGCGAACAAUAAUAACCUGCAUUGUGUGGCUAUCGACAUAACCGAUAACAGCGAGUCAGCUGGAGCGAUCAAAAAUAUUGCAGACAGUAUGGAGAGCAGUGAAGCCCUUAGCCGUGGCUUAAGUGAUUCAAUCGGUAGCGAAAUUGAUUUGGGGUUACCACCUAAAAGCACAGAAUCAUCUGCGACGCCUGCCUUAACGGAACUUAAUGCCUCAGAACAUUCCAUCUACGCCAAAGUGUGGAAGGGACCGCGUAAAUCAACUGAAUCGAAAAUCACAAAUGAGCCAAGCAACCGCCUGAUCGUAACUUCAGCAUCAACAGCCGCUUCCUCCUCGUGUUUGUCAUCGUCUUCGGCGCAGGUGUUGCCCACACGCUGCUUUGACAAUAAACCUUCGCCUAAUAGUCGAAAGAUGUGGACGUGCAUCAAAUGUUCCUAUGCCUACAAUCGUAUGCGGGUCGAUUGUUGUGAAAUCUGCUAUACGUUGCGCAGUUCACCUUCACUGCCAGUCGGCUCCGUUUCUGCCACCGCCACCGCAAGUGGUGCCAGCUCUAGUCAGAGCCACAAUGUACCAGAUAAUGCCUUGCCAAAUCCGGAGCAAGCUCUUUUCAAUGCUGCCAUCGUGGAGAAACGCACCGACGAGCCCUGGACGUGCAAGAAAUGCACGCUGGUUAAUUACUCAACAGCCAUGGCAUGUAUUGUCUGUGGUGGCUCCAAAUUAAAGAGCAUAUCUUCCAUAGAAGAUAUGACGCUGCGGAAGGGUGAAUUUUGGACCUGCAGCCACUGCACACUUAAGAACUCGCUGUCCACGGGCAUGUGCAGCGCCUGUAAAGCGAUUCGUCUACUACCCGUAGACUCGGUGCGCGAGCGUCCAGAUGGUCAAUCGUAUGAGGACCAACUACGUCUGCCUCAACAUGGUAUCGCGGAUAAAACGACGGCAGCGCUGCUACCGGUCGCUGAGGCCAAAACGCCUACAAUGCAGAUGCUGAAGACCGCGCAACAGUUGCAGCUGCCACCUGCUCCAAUUCAGCGCACCUCACGCAGUCCAUCGCCACGUGGAGCUCCAAGCUCUGGACAGCCCCGCAGCUCAUCAGGCGCAAUACCCAAGCGUCAUAGCACCGGUGGCUCAAUAGUGCCACGCAACACAUCUAUAGCUGGUGUUGGCAUGGCUCAGCCUGCCUCCUCAUAUAACAUACGGCAGUCUGGCACUCCUGGUAAUAGUGAUGGUGGGCUGCUUAGAAAAUGGCAAUGCCCCGCCUGCACCUACGAAAACUGUGCUGCGUGUGUUGUUUGCGACAUAUGUUCUAGCCCACGCGGUCUAAUUAACACAGUAAUGACGGACCCGAUGACAUGCAAGUCUAUUCGUAUGGCGCUUACCGACAUAAAGCAGGAGAGCAAGCUGAUGGAAAACCUGCGACAAAUCGAGGAGACAGAAGCUCGCACGAAGUGGGAAUACAUUAUCCAAUACUGUCGGGACACCAAUGAACUCUUCGUCGACGACUCGUUUCCGCCAGCGCCGAAGAGCCUCUACUACAAUCCGGGCAGCAGCGCCGCCGACGGAAAUCCGGUGGUGCAGUGGCGCCGUCCUCAUGAGAUUAACUGCGAUGGUGGCGCUUAUCCUCCGUGGGCGGUCUUUCGCACACCGCUGCCCUCAGAUAUUUGUCAGGGUGUGCUAGGGAAUUGCUGGUUACUGAGCGCGCUGGCCGUGCUUGCUGAGCGUGAAGAUUUAGUUAAAGAGGUGCUUGUAACUAAGGAGAUAUGCACACAGGGUGCCUACCAGGUACGCCUCUGUAAGGAUGGAAAGUGGACGACAGUGCUGGUAGAUGAUCUACUGCCCUGCGACAAGCGUGGUCAUCUGGUAUACUCUCAGGCCAAGCGGAAACAGUUGUGGGUCCCGCUGAUCGAGAAAGCCGUGGCCAAGAUUCAUGGCUGCUAUGAGGCUCUGGUAUCAGGGCGCGCUAUUGAAGGCCUGGCCACACUGACGGGUGCGCCCUGUGAAAGUAUACCACUUCAAGCCAGUUCACUGCCCAUGCCCAGUGAGGAUGAGCUGGACAAGGAUCUCAUUUGGGCACAGCUGCUGAGCUCACGUUGCGUGCGUUUUUUAAUGGGAGCAAGCUGCGGGGGCGGCAACAUGAAAGUGGACGAGGAGGAGUACCAACACAAGGGAUUGCGCCCGCGUCACGCAUACUCGGUGCUGGAUGUGAAGGACAUACAGGGGCAUCGGUUGUUGAAGCUCCGCAACCCAUGGGGCCACUACUCAUGGCGUGGCGAUUGGUCCGACGAUUCGACACUUUGGACUGAUGAGCUGCGUGAUGUACUUAUGCCACACGGAGCCUCCGAGGGCGUCUUCUGGAUAUCGUUCGAGGACGUGCUCAGCUACUUUGACUGUAUUGACAUAUGCAAAGUGCGCUCCGGCUGGAACGAGGUGCGUUUGCAGGGGACCUUGCAACCUUUAUGCUCCAUAUCUUGCGUACUGCUCACUGUACUUGAACCGACCGAGGCGGAAUUCACACUUUUUCAGGAAGGCCAACGUAACUCGGAGAAGUCCCAACGUUCUCAAUUGGAUUUAUGUGUUGUGAUAUUUCGAACGCGGUCGCCAGCAACCCCUGAAAUUGGGCGGCUCGUGGAACACAGCAAACGCCAGGUACGAGGCUUCGUCGGCUGUCACAAGAUGCUAGAGCGGGACAUCUAUUUGCUAGUGUGUUUAGCAUUUAACCACUGGCACACGGGCAUCGAAGAUCCUCAUCAGUACCCACAAUGCAUUUUGGCCAUUCACAGUUCGAAGCGCCUGCUGGUAGAGCAGAUUAGUCCCUCGCCCCAUUUACUGGCUGACGCGAUUAUUAGCCUUACCCUUACAAAGGGUCAGCGCCAUGAGGGACGCGAGGGCAUGACAGCAUAUUAUUUAACAAAGGGUUGGGCUGGUCUAGUUGUAAUGGUCGAGAAUCGUCACGAGAACAAGUGGAUUCAUGUCAAAUGUGAUUGCCAGGAGAGCUAUAAUGUUGUCUCGACGCGCGGCGAGCUCAAGACAGUGGACUCGGUGCCGCCCCUUCAGAGGCAAGUCAUAAUUGUGCUUACCCAACUAGAGGGCAGUGGCGGCUUUAGCAUUGCCCAUCGACUGACGCAUCGCUUGGCGAACUCACGAGGUCUGCACGACUGGGGGCCACCAGGGGCAACGCACUGCCCGCCGAUUGAAAAUGUGCACGGCCUCCAUGCACCACGUUUAAUAACAUAAACAAAUGUGGAUAUUAUUAGUUCUACAUAAUGCUUCGGUUAAACAGAUUCCCUUUGAUCAUUUAUGAAUUAUAUUUUAAUAAUUUA